AUGACUAUAAGCGAAGCUCGUCUAUCACCGCAAGUCAAUCUUCUCCCAAUAAAGAGGCACUCAAACGAAGAGGUAGAGGAGACUGCAGCGAUUCUAAAAAAGCGUACUAUAGAUAAUGAAAAGUGUAAAGACAGCGACCCUGGUUUUGGUUCCCUUCAAAGAAGGUUACUGCAGCAACUUUAUGGCACACUUCCUACGGACGAAAAGAUAAUCUUCACAUAUUUACAAGAUUGUCAACAAGAGAUCGAUAGAAUCAUUAAACAAUCCAUUAUUCAGAAAGAGAGUCAUUCAGUAAUUCUCGUGGGGCCCAGACAAAGUUACAAAACAUACUUAUUAGACUAUGAACUGUCUUUGUUGCAACAAUCUUAUAAAGAGCAGUUUAUAACUAUCAGGUUGAAUGGGUUUAUUCACUCCGAACAAACAGCUAUUAACGGUAUAGCAACUCAAUUGGAACAGCAGUUGCAGAAAAUUCAUGGCAGUGAAGAAAAAAUUGACGAUACUUCAUUAGAGACUAUUAGCAGUGGUUCUUUGACAGAAGUGUUUGAGAAAAUUCUUUUACUCUUAGAUUCGACCACGAAGACAAGAAAUGAAGAUAGUGGUGAGGUUGACAGAGAGAGUAUAACAAAGAUAACAGUUGUUUUUAUAUUCGAUGAAAUUGAUACAUUUGCUGGGCCUGUGAGGCAAACUUUAUUAUACAAUCUUUUUGACAUGGUAGAACAUUCUCGGGUACCUGUUUGCAUUUUUGGCUGCACAACGAAAUUAAAUAUCUUGGAAUAUUUAGAAAAGAGGGUAAAGAGUAGAUUUUCUCAAAGAGUGAUUUAUAUGCCGCAAAUACAGAAUCUAGACGAUAUGGUUGACGCCGUCAGAAAUUUACUUACAGUUCGCUCUGAAAUCUCCCCCUGGGUUUCACAAUGGAAUGAAACGUUGGAAAAAGAACUAUCCGACCCUCGAUCGAAUUUGAAUAGACAUAUUAGGAUGAAUUUCGAAACCUUUAGGUCAUUACCUACAUUGAAAAAUAGCAUAAUUCCAUUAGUAGCGACAUCCAAAAAUUUUGGUUCACUCUGCACUGCCAUAAAAUCGUGUUCUUUUCUUGACAUAUACAAUAAGAACCAACUAUCUAAUAAUUUAACAGGAAGGCUCCAAUCUUUAUCCGAUUUAGAGUUAGCCAUUUUGAUCUCAGCCGCUAGGGUUGCCUUAAGGGCGAAAGACGGAUCUUUUAAUUUUAAUUUAGCUUAUGCAGAGUAUGAAAAGAUGAUUAAAGCUAUCAACUCCAGAAUUCCCACCGUGGCUCCUACUACAAAUGUGGGAACAGGUCAAAGUACUUUUUCUAUCGACAAUACUAUCAAACUAUGGUUGAAAAAGGACGUCAAGAACGUUUGGGAAAAUUUAGUGCAACUGGAUUUUUUUACCGAGAAAUCAGCCGUUGGUUUGAGAGAUAAUGCGACCGCAGCAUUUUACGCUAGCAAUUAUCAAUUUCAGGGCACCAUGAUCCCGUUUGACUUGAGAAGUUACCAGAUGCAGAUCAUUCUUCAGGAAUUAAGAAGAAUUAUCCCCAAAUCUAAUAUGUACUACUCCUGGACACAACUGUGA
This is a messenger RNA of Saccharomyces cerevisiae S288C, 1590 nucleotides long. RefSeq names its product origin recognition complex subunit 4 (gene ORC4). Gene Ontology annotation, molecular function: DNA binding. Gene Ontology annotation, biological process: DNA replication. NCBI's taxonomy places the organism in Eukaryota, Fungi, Ascomycota, Saccharomycetes, Saccharomycetales, Saccharomycetaceae. Gene Ontology annotation, cellular component: origin recognition complex; nucleus. The record is from RefSeq and is marked reviewed. Bases 1 to 1590 code for a protein of 529 amino acids. The transcript has a single exon.